UCCGUAUCUAUUGUGGCGAACAUCUUCGGCUGUAUGUGACGCCGUUGCAAGUGACCGAGUGUAUGGCUUUUGUGUGCGUGUAUGUUUACUUACGUGCGCGCAUGUGGGUAUACGGCAGCAGUGUGCAUAUAGUUGGUGUUUUUGUUGUGGCUACGCAAUUCCAUGUUUGAUGCAUCGCGCAGCUUUGUGGCUGGUCGUGGCUUCCACGGUGGACAAGCAGUGAAUCAUCAUAACAUCGGGUAGUUGAAUUGCACAGCAUCAUCAUCAUUACCGCCGUCUGCACUGUCAAAUAUGUGACCGGAACCGUGUGGAAAACCCGUGCUCGGUUGGCUCGAACCAGGGUCUACGACGUACGCGCUAGAUAGAGCUCGCAUUUAUCGAUUUGUGUCCGCCGGAGUGGACCGGAACGAACCCGGCUGGUAGCGAAAGCGGAAAAGAAAAACCGCCCACCUACGGUAUCGAGUGUGCGUGUGUGUUCAUUGCAAGUGUGUCCUCGCUGGGCUGGUGUUCCUGGUGCAAGAAGAAAAGUCGAGUGCCUGCCGGGGGCUACCGUGGAAAUUAAUUCCUUCAGGGGGGAAGUUGAAACCCCAACUCGUGUGUGUGUGUGUGUGCUUGCUUGCCUGCUGUGUGCCAACCUCUACCUCCGGAUCUUCUUGCAGGAGGCAGCAUUAGGAAGUUCGAGUAAAAAUGACAUCAUUCUUCAACGUCGGUGCCCUCGGGGGUAACCCGUUUUCGACGCCCGUUGGGCAGAAAAUAGAACAAGCGACAGAUGCUAGUCUGGCCUCGGAAAACUGGGCACUAAACAUGGAAAUCUGUGAUAUGAUCAACGAAUCGUCGGACGGUGCCCGGGACGCAAUGAAAGCGAUCCGCAAACGGUUGGCACAGAACGCUGGCAAGAACUAUACCGUCAUCAUGUACACGCUGACCGUGCUGGAGACGUGCGUAAAGAACUGUGGCAAAGCGUUCCACGUGCUGGUUGCAAACAAAGAAUUCAUCCAAGAGCUGGUGAAGCUGAUCGGACCGAAGAACGAUCCGCCGCCGAUCGUGCAGGAGAAGGUGCUGAGCUUGAUCCAGAUCUGGGCCGAUGCGUUCCGCUCGCAACCCGACCUGAACGGUGUGGUUCAGGUGUAUCAGGAGCUAAAGAACAAGGGUAUCGAAUUUCCCGCGACCGAUCUGGACGCGAUCGCACCGAUCUACACACCGCAAAGGAGUGUCCCCGAUGGGGCACCAGCGCCGGAAAACGUUAGCACGCUUCCGGUUUCACCACAUCAUCAUGCGUCGCAGACGCCCGGAUCGCCAGCAAUGCCUCCACCGUCAUCGAUGUCUCAGGAUCAGAUCGCUAAACUACAAUCGGAGCUAGACAUUGUCGCCAUGAACAUGUCCAUUCUCGGCGAGAUGCUAACCGAGCUGAAGCCAGGCCAGGAAGAUGCAGCCGAUUACAAACUGUUAACCGAUCUUACUGCUACAUGCCGGGAAAUGCAAAGCCGAAUCGUCGAUCUGAUCGGCAAGGUACAGCACGACGAACUUACCGCGGAAUUGCUACGAUUGAACGACGAGCUAAACAAUCUGUUUCUGCGACACGCCCGCUACGAGAAAAAUCGCGACCCGAAGAAUGCUUCCAGUGCGACACCAUCCGCCAUCCUUGGUGCGGCUCUCGGGGCGGUCGAAAUGCGCGAUCCAUCGUUGAUCGAUCUGAGCGAGGAGACGGGUGCUAGUGGUGGUGCACAGGCACAGGAGGGUGCACACGCCAACGUUAGCUCACAGCUGGCCGGACUCAGUCUGGCGGCGGCCGGUUCCACCGCGACCGUGUCGUCCCAGCUGGCUCAGCUGACGAGCGUUACCGCGCAGUCCGGUUCGGCGAUGGUGGCGAAAUCGCCCAACAGAACCAGCAAGGGAGGCAACAGCACCACCAACAUUCCACCGGACGUCGUAUCGGACGAGUUCGAUAUGUUCGCCCAAUCGAGAAACACCACCGGUGAUAAAGAACCUGCCAGAUUAGAUCUGUUGGGAGCGACUACGGGCAGCACAGCAUUGGGCACGAGGGAAUCGGAAUUUGACGAGAUUGAACAGUGGCUGGGCAAUCCGGACGACAUUGACCAGCUCGAGGCGCAAAUGGCAGCGGUCGGAGCGAUGGGAGGCGAUGGUCCCGGUGCCGGUGCCGCCGGUACGGAGGAAAGCUUAACGAGCAAGGAGUUUGAAAAGUUUCUCGCGGAACGGGCGGCCGUCGCCGAAACCCUGCCGACGAUCAGCAGCACCAGUAGCAGUAACAGCCCAGCAACGACGGCCAAAGAUCGCAAGAAAAAGUCCGACGAAACCGAUGGUCUGCUAGCGCUGUGAAGUGUGGGAGGGGUGUGUAAGCAAAAGCACCCCCAGCAAGGGGGUUGUUUUCUUUUACCCUUUUUUUUAUUCUGUAAAAUGUUGGUCUAAUGUUUCAACAUAGGUCUUUUUUUUAGUUUUGUAAUCCCCUCUUGUAAGUGGUACUAGUUUUUGUUUUUGGUUUGCUAAGCCUCAUUAGUAUUCCUUCGGGUAGAGAGCACUUUGGAAAGCGGCGCAGAAGUGAGCAGAUAGAGCAGAAGAAAAUAUUUAACAACAAUCUAUAAAAACAAAAGAAGCCAAAAGCUGACCUGAUUGGACGCGGUAUAGCAAUGUUUUGUUUUUUGUUUUUGUUUUAAAUCUUUUAAAGCCUUUUGUUUAAUCGCAAUUAUUUCUUGCGAUUGUGAGCCAUAUUAUAGAUACAAAACAAAUAUUUAGAGCUACACGGGGAAUAAGAAAAAAGAAAAGGAAGUGGAACAGUGCGUUAUGGGGCAAAAAGAAACAAAAAAAAACACGAAACAAAGACGCAUCGUAGAGAAGGAGAAAUAUAUUUAAUUGUGAGCUAGUUGUAUUUAUUAAGGUAUACAAAAAAUCCCCCCAUUCUGUUCGUUCCGUAAAGGAGAGUGGGAAAGAAAGAAAGGAAUGUGUUGUGAAGGAUUGUAUAAAAAAAAAAACAAAAACCAAUCACUGCUAGCGGAGGACGUUUGUAAAUCGGCUAAGGGAAUGGGGCAAAACAUCGGUAGAAUCACACUCCUGAUUUGUUUCGUAACUCUUCCCAUAUUCUAUUUAACGGCAGCGCGUGUGAAUCAAUGUUGUUGUUAGCUUUUUUUGUGUUUGUGUUUUGUUUUUUUUUUGUUCCCAUCAGUAAAUUACCAAUGCAAAACGCAGAUGAGGCAUUAAAUCCACCCACCUAAAUGGCGAAACGCGCGUUGAAUGAGUUGUUACGAGAAAGGGUGAUGAAACACACUGUUAAAAUCAAUCAAAGUGGUGGUGCGCUCGGUACCGACAAGGAACUUAAUAAUAUUCAACCGUAAGGACCAGAGGCUUUAAGCGGAAAAGGGUAAAUACAAACCGGAGCUCGCUUUUCGAUGGACGUGCAGCAAAACCUACUUAUGUUUCAGUUUGUUGUGCACUUUUGCGGAAUGUACGCGUACACACGUACACAGGUUUACUUCUUCUUUCCUAAAUGCUAAAACGAAAACAAAACAUAAUAUUGUCCAAAUAAAGUAUGCAAGCAACUUCAAACUAGAA
Messenger RNA from Anopheles stephensi (Asian malaria mosquito), 3564 nucleotides. RefSeq names its product TOM1-like protein 2. Gene Ontology annotation, cellular component: endosome; membrane. The transcript is spliced from 9 exons. Lineage: Eukaryota; Metazoa; Arthropoda; Insecta; Diptera; Culicidae. Gene Ontology annotation, biological process: signal transduction. The coding region runs from base 688 to 2337 and encodes 549 amino acids. The record is from RefSeq and is a predicted model, not a curated record. Gene Ontology annotation, molecular function: ubiquitin binding; phosphatidylinositol binding; clathrin binding.